Messenger RNA from Notolabrus celidotus (New Zealand spotty), 1120 nucleotides. Its product is annotated as adenosine receptor A3-like. NCBI's taxonomy places the organism in Eukaryota, Metazoa, Chordata, Actinopteri, Labriformes, Labridae. The transcript has 3 exons. Bases 1 to 1011 code for a protein of 336 amino acids. The record is from RefSeq and is a predicted model, not a curated record. Gene Ontology annotation, biological process: G protein-coupled adenosine receptor signaling pathway. Gene Ontology annotation, molecular function: G protein-coupled adenosine receptor activity. Gene Ontology annotation, cellular component: dendrite; membrane; synapse.
AUGGCUGAGUGGAGCUGGGUGGCCUACACGGUGCUUGAAGGGUUGAUUGCUGUGGCUUGUUUCCUUGGUAAUGUGUUGGUAGUGUGCGCCGUGUGUAUUGGUAUCCGGGAUUCCCUUCGCGAGCCGACCUUCUGCUUCCUGGUUUCCCUGGCAGUGGCUGACCUGCUUGUGGGCAUGGCUGCUGUGCCCCUGGCUGUACUAUUAGAUGGCUGGGUGAGCCUGACACCUGACCUCUGCCUAGUACUCUGCUGUGUUCUGCUUGUGCUGACUCAGGCCUCUGUGCUGUCUCUGCUCGCUAUAGCUGUGGACAGAUACCUCCGACUUCACUCACCACUCAGAUACAAAGCCUUGGCUUCACAGAAGCGCACAUGGACUGCCGUCUCUGUGUGCUGGGCUCUCUCCUGUCUCCUGGGAUUUACUCCUCUGUUUGGCUGGAACAACUACUCUCUAGCCUCUGACUCCACCAAUACAUCCUCCUUUUCCCUCUCAUCUUCCCCACCCUGCACUUUCCUCUCAGUAAUCUCCCUCCCAUUUAUGGUCUACUUCAACUUCAUGGGGUGUGUCAUGGCGCCCCUGCUGGUCAUGACCUUCCUCUACACUCGAAUCUUCUGGAGCCUGCAAGGUCGUCUGAGGGAGAGCUGUCCCCAGGCGCAGGCCUCUCUGCUCAGGGAGAAGAGGCUGGCCUGCUCGCUGGCUCUGGUUCUUAUUUUGUUUGCCGUCUGCUGGAUUCCUCUGCACCUGAUGAACUGUCUGCUGCUGUUUCACGGCCCUCAAGCUGUCCCACAGGGGACACUCUAUGCAGGUAUUCUCCUGUCUCAUGCCAACUCAGCAGUUAACCCUGUGGUCUAUGCAUAUCGCAUCCCAAAGAUCCAGCAGGCCUACAGUCAAAUAUGGAGGCGCUUCCUUUUACACAUAAACCAUUCCCACGGGGAUAAACAAGUUCGUCGAGCAAGAGCAAGCAGCCAAGCCAAAAACACAGAGACAUGUGGAUCAGGGAAGACAACGCCCUGACAAGGGACAACAGGAUUAAUAGAAGUUGAAUGUCUAUUCAUGUGGCAUGGUGGAAAGGCUUUUACAUAUCUGUGUUUAACCAGAGAGCAAAAUGAUGAAUUAAAGGCAG